Tachysurus vachellii is the source of this 3163-nucleotide messenger RNA. Its product is annotated as beta-1,3-galactosyltransferase 2. Gene Ontology annotation, molecular function: N-acetyl-beta-D-glucosaminide beta-(1,3)-galactosyltransferase activity. Lineage: Eukaryota; Metazoa; Chordata; Actinopteri; Siluriformes; Bagridae. The transcript is spliced from 2 exons. The record is from RefSeq and is a predicted model, not a curated record. Bases 110 to 1270 code for a protein of 386 amino acids. Gene Ontology annotation, cellular component: membrane.
AGUUUUUCUCUGCUUUAAGUCUGUAAGCUGCUGUGUCUCUCAGUUGCUUGAGGAACUAAGGCGUGCCAGAUGACAAAGAACAAACCAGCACUUUUAGCAGCAAUAUAAAAUGGUCGAAACCACCAGCAAAACUAGGGAAAGAAGCCUGGAUAUCCCAGAAGCAGUAUCUGAAUGUCGGUGUUCUCGACUCCGAAUUGGCUUCUUCCUGCUUAUCGCCUCGGUCAUGUUAGUCAUCUACUAUGUGAAUUUAACAGAAGUGGGAGACCUUUGGUCUGAUACGAUUCAGAGGAUAUACAACACUACAUACAACAAUUCAAAAAGAGUUGCAAAAACUACCAUCAGUGCAUCUUCACUAGACUGGACAUCUGCCUUCUUUCAAGUAAGUGAGAUAUCUGUCUCAACUUCUGCAUUACCAGGUGAGCAGUGUACACCUGAAACUACAUACCAUGUGGCAUAUCCCUGUGUGUAUCAUUUCAUUAUAAAUGAAUCAAAAAGGUGUGAGAAUGAAAAGCCCUUCUUGGUCUUGAUGGUACCUGUGGCACCAUACAACAGGGAAGCUCGCGAUGCCGUAAGAAACACCUGGGGUUCUGAGAAGAUGGUUAUGGACAAAAUAGUGAGGGUUUUCUUCAUACUUGGUCAGCCUGGACCUGAAGGGAGAGAGGAGCUACAGCAGAAGAUCUUGCAUGAGAGCAAGGAAUACCAUGACAUCAUUCAGAGCGAUUUUCUAGACAGCUAUAAAAAUCUGACCAUCAAAACCAUGGUGAUUAUGAACUGGUUGACAACCUACUGUCAAAACGCCUCUUACGCCAUGAAGAUUGACUCAGACAUGUUCCUAAAUGUGAAUGUUUUAAUGAAUAUGCUUCUAAAUGCACCCAGGGAGAACUACAUGACAGGACUUGUUGCUAGGGGGGCUAUUGUUUUGAGAAACCCCCAAUCCAAAUGGUUUCUGCCAAAAGAUGUGUUUCCUGAAGACUUUUAUCCUCCAUACGCUCUGGGCUUGGGCUACGUGCUCUCCAUGGACAUUCCAGAAAAGCUCCUUGAAGGCUCCAAGCACGUCAAACCUGUUUAUAUCGAAGACGUAUAUUUAGGAUUAUGUAUGAGGUAUAUGGGAAUACACUACACCAGUCAGGCUGAUCAGAGCCUCUUCAAUGUCUUCCCAGUUCCUUACAACCGCUGUCGUUACUCAAAACUCAUUGCUACAACAACACAUAGCUUACAGGAACAAGUUAACUCUUGGAUAGACUUAAAGAAACCAGGACCAACUUGUUAACCUUGGAUUAUUAUAUAUAAGAAUUUAGAAGGAAUUGAGACGGAUUAUAAGAAGAUGAAGGUGUAUUGAAUAUUCGGUGCAAUCUAGGGGUUUGUGCAAGAAAGAAAGUAAGUGAAACACAAAAAUUAGAAUAGCAGUGAUACCUGAGGACACUUGAGUACAUUGGAUAAGUUAUAUUAAUAUAUGUUUUAAAUGUGAACAUUUUUAAAUAUACAGGCUGGUGACAAAUUAAGAAUGCAGUGAUUUAGUAUAUAAAGGUUUAUAGCUAAGUCUGUAGAACUGUACUGGUGAAAGGAAUGCUACCUUCCCAAAAAAUAUAUGAUCAGUGUAUGUUUCGAUGUUUUUACUGGAGAGCACUUCUCCACAAUCUGUUACUCCAUAAUUUUACUAUAGGUGUUUGAUUUAUUUUGGUUUGGUGAGGGUGAAGCCCAGUGUAUAUGAUUCAUCCUGGAAGAGAACUUUGCCAUCAGGAUAGAGCUGUUUUAUCAUAGGAUAAAGGUGAACAGACAUAAAAACUUUGUGUUCUCCGUAUAUCUUAACAAUUUAAAAUAUCUUGAAUGUAGUCAAAAUGAUCUUAUUACUUACUAUAAGAUUACAAUAAACCAAUUCUAAGAUUACUAAACCUUUUUUCUAUUUUUCAAGUAUUGCUUGUUUAUAGAAAUUAUUACUUAAAAUUAACAAAAUAAUAAUAAUAAUAAUAAUAAUAAUAAUAAUAAUAAUAAUAAUAAUAGAACAAUUUAGAGAAAAAGUCAUUUAAAAUAGUCGAAUAUAUCUAGAUGUAAGUGUAACACUCUUAGAUUUAUUGUAAUCUUAGUAGAAGGAAACAUAUAUAUAUUUUUACUAGAUUUAAGAUAUUUUAAUUUGCACUGUUGAUCUACAGUAACACAAAGGGGAUUAGUCAGCUCAACCCUCACUAGGAAAAUAAGUAAAAUCCCUUCACAGCAAACAGGGCUGGUGUUUUGUUUUGAGUUUUUUCUUUCAUUUGUCACCUGUCUGUAAAUAGUUGUGUUGUUGUUAAUAUUAUUAUUAUUAUUAUUAUUAUUAUUAUUAUUAUUAUUAUUAUUAUUAAUAAUACUUUUUUUUGUUGUUAACAAAAUCCCAAUCACUGUGAGCAGUGUAAAAUGGUAGCAAAUGGAUUUUGCAUAUGAAAAUUGCACUAUACAUAUUUGCAUUUUGUAAAAAUUAACUCGCUACACUGAAAACACAAAAAACUUGGACCUCAGUGAAAUGUUAAACAUAGUGCAAUUCCAUAGUUAAGCAUAGUUGGGGUCAGAGCACAGGGUCAGCCAUGAUACAGCACCCCUGGAGUCAUAUGGAAUGUUUGAAUUAAACUGAGCAGCACCGAACUGAGCACGUAUAAGUAUUUCACGGUGAGGCAACAGACAUUUAUCUACUAUUUGCAUUUUAAUUAGCAAUUCUGUGGAAUUAAGGGAAGGAGAUAUAUGGGUCUGAGAGAGCACUAAGAGUAUAUGUAUAAUAUAUAUAUAACUAUUGUGAUUAACACCAAAGAUGCAAUAUUUAAUUUUUUUACCUCAUGCAUUUGAAAUGAAACGUGUAAGAAAAUGAACAUGAACAUGUAAAGUUUUCUUAUGUUUUAUUUUGCAUCACCACCCGCACAUGCAAAAAAAAAACAAUCCUUCACUCUGACAAACACAAAUACAUGAAAAUCCGAGGCUAUGGAAUAAGCUCUGCAUUUUUUUAAUUUAAACUUGACUGGUGACCUAAAACACUGCAAAUAAUGCAUUUUGUGGUGUAAUUUGUCGACAUCUGAUGGGACUUUAUCUAUAUUAGAUAAACCAUGUAUGAAUAACAGAAAAUCAGGGAAAUAAUUGUAAAUAAAAUAGAGUUUUUUUAAGAGAUGUAAAACUGUGCUAUGUGUCAUUAAAAUCUCUU